Hansenula anomala is the source of this 2790-nucleotide messenger RNA. RefSeq lists its product as uncharacterized. The record is from RefSeq and is a predicted model, not a curated record. The transcript has a single exon. Lineage: Eukaryota; Fungi; Ascomycota; Saccharomycetes; Phaffomycetales; Wickerhamomycetaceae. Bases 1 to 2595 code for a protein of 864 amino acids. Gene Ontology annotation, molecular function: protein dimerization activity.
AUGACUGAUGUUUUCUACUCAUUUGAUGAUACAGAUGCGCUAUUAGCAUCUUUAUCCAGUUCAUCCGCCAAUACUUUAUCACCAUCAGAUAAUAGUGAAUUCAGCGGCAGUGCAAAAUCUUCAUCAUAUGGAUUGUCACCAGAGGAGGUGAUAUACAGUGAUAAUUGGAACAAUAAUUUCAAUGGUGCUGAUGCUGACACUUUAAAUGAUGAUUUUUUCGGAAAGGAUUUGAUUAAUUUUGAUGCAAAUGAACUAUCUAAUAACGAUCAACAAGUUGACAAUAACAAUACUACAAAGGUUAAACUAGAAAAUAAUUAUGCAAGCACCUUCGUAUCACCAGAAUCAAUGGCUGAAGGUGAUUUCAAUACAGUCAAUAAUAAACUUCAGCCCCAAGUUUUGAAAAGAGAGGAAUCCUUGGAUAGUGAUUCUUUGUCAGAAAACGAAUCUCCAGAUUUCACAUCAUCUUCAACUAUAAAGAAGACAAGCUCUACGGCGAACAAAGUUACAAAACCAAAGAAAACAAAGGCUACUCAUAAUGUGAUUGAAAAGAAGUACAGAACAAACAUUAAUACAAAGAUCACGGCUUUAAGAGAUUCGGUGCCUGCCUUGAGAAUGGCCGCAGGUGAUGCUAACACAACCAUUAAUGAUUUAGAUGGGUUGUCUCCAGCUGCUAAAGUUAACAAGGCUAUCGUUUUAACUAAAGCUACAGAGUAUAUCAAACAUUUAGAAAGAAAAAAUUCUUUAUUGAUGAGAGAAAAUCAACAAAUGAAACAUUAUUUGGGAAGUUUACCUGCUCAAUCUCAACAACAGCACCAUAUUCCACAACAACAGUUCCAUCCACAACCUUAUAACAUGCCCCCAAACCCACAAUAUCAAACUUCUCCUUUACAAAAUAAUGCACAGCCGUCUCCUGAUUCAUUUCAACCGGCUAAUUAUAAUGGUCAACAAGUUCCUAUAGCAAAUGUACAACAGCCGUAUCAGAUGGGUCUUCCAGGAAAAGUGCUUAUGGGUGGUAUGGCUACAAUGGUUGGUCAGAAUUUGUUCAAUGGUGGUGGUGAUUAUGGUGAUUUCAGAGGAUUAUCAGCUUUCCCAAUAAUGGGCAAUCCAUUAUUUAUCAAGUUUUUCCAUAUGAUCCAAUUCUUGUUUGUUUCAUUAUCUGUUGUUUAUUUGAUUUCUCCAGCUUUAUUCCAAAAAUCACAAGCUCCAAAGGAUAAGAAAACUAAAAUUGCAACUGUUGAAUGGUAUGAGUUGGCGAAAGAAUUAGUUUUCAUUCAAAUUGGCUCAAAAUUGAAACGUGAAGCUACACAAGGGGAAGUUGAUUUGUUGAUUAACCAAGCUUUAUUAUCAUCAGAAAAGCAUUCGUUCUUCAGCCUGACACAUUUGUUAUUGAGAUUAUUUACUUAUCAACCUUCAUUUGAAGUUUCAUUUGGGAAGUUAGUUGUUGCUAAAUUAUUAUUAUCUUAUACUGAUAUUGCAACAUUUAUUAAUUUGAAUGGUAUCAUAUCAACAAGUUUAUCAGAAAUUGCCAAUCAAAAAGUUUCAGAUUCGAAUUGCAGAUACUUCUUCAAAGAAUUCAAAACUAUUUCAGCUCAAAACUCGGAAGCUUUCAAAAGACUAUUAAACAUCGUGAUUGGCUUACCAAUUGGUACUAAUUGUGAAAGGGGUGUUGAAGAUAAAGGUUACUUUUUGAUUUUGAGAGAUGAAAGAGUUUUAUUUGACUACAAAACUUUAUUGAUCAGUUUAAGAGCCAAUGAAAUCUUCCGUGAAGUUUUAUUAGAAUAUAUCAAUUUAACUUUCAAUAGUGAAGAAAUUGCUAAAUUGGACAAUGAAGAAUUAAGAGAAGGGAAGAAAGAAUUGUGGAAUAAGUUGAAUUUAGCUGAAAAUUUAGCACCAAAGAGAUCAAUCGUUGAUAUCAGAAUCAAAUUAUUCAAAUCAAUUUUGAAUGAGAAAUAUGUUGAUAGUGUUUUACAAUUGGUUAAUGAAGAAUCAAAAGCAGUGAUAGCUACAAAGAAAUUGAAUGGUGAAGUUGUGGAAGAAAAAUUAUCAUCUGAAGAAGAAACUUCAAAACCUCCAUCUCCUAUCUUAAAAGAUGAAAAUGAAGAUGAAGUUUAUGACUCUGAUGAAUCUUUUGGUGAUUCUGAAACAGAAGAAGAAGAUGAAGUUGAAAUUGCACAACCGGCUCCAAACCCUGAAGUUGUUGAAUCAACUCCUUCAUCAAGUAUAAAUCCAAAAUUUCAAAACUUAUUAUCACAAGAUCUAUUCAAUGCAUUGGUUUCAUCUUCCAUAUUAAAAUUUGCACAUGCUGAUCAACAUGAACAAGUUUCAAAAUUAUUGAAAUAUAUUAAAUUCUCCAAAGAUGAGUUGACUUUGUUAUCUUUUAUUUCCUUAUAUAAAUUGGUUCAAAAAUUCCCAAAAAAUUGGUUAGAAGGUAAAGAAGGUGAAGUUAUUGAAAACUUAGUUGGCCAUUUGAGAGUUUGGGUUGGAGAUUCUUCAAAUGUUAAUUUCAAUGAUUUGAAAGAAGUUGGGUUGCAUUUAAAAAGAGAAAUCAGUGAUAACUUGGUUGAAGUUGGUAAAUCAUUUAGUGAAUUGGACUAGGGGGUUUUUGUUUUAUUAUAUCUUUUUUUAUAUGUUUUUUUUUGAUUUUCUAUUAUCGACAAACAGGAAUGUCGGGUUUUAUUAAGUGUGUUCAUUCAUACAUUUUUGAUUUGUUUUAUUAUAUUCAGGUUUUAGAUUUUUUAUUUUAUUAUGGCGUUUUAAGUAACUGUUUAGUUGUCAAUUUAUAUUUUGAAG